Messenger RNA from Aquila chrysaetos chrysaetos, 2097 nucleotides. Its product is annotated as tubulin alpha-3 chain. Lineage: Eukaryota; Metazoa; Chordata; Aves; Accipitriformes; Accipitridae. Gene Ontology annotation, biological process: mitotic cell cycle; microtubule cytoskeleton organization. The transcript is spliced from 5 exons. Gene Ontology annotation, molecular function: GTP binding; structural constituent of cytoskeleton. The record is from RefSeq and is a predicted model, not a curated record. Gene Ontology annotation, cellular component: cytoplasm; microtubule. Bases 739 to 1995 code for a protein of 418 amino acids.
CUGUGAUUCUAUGAAGAGGAAAGAAAGGGAGAAAGAGGAAAGAAGGGCUGAAAGAAGAACAAAAGGGAGGAAAAAACCAACUGUGGUGUGGCUGCUACUCCAGAAACCAACCAAGCGUACUCACUUCAGCUCCAGACAUCCAGCUUCACCUAUCCACCGGGCAGUCUUUUUCUGCUGGCAGGGAUUUCCAGGCCUUCGGAGGUCUCCUCUCUCCGGCCGGAGCUGCACGCAGGCACUCCUGCCGUUGCCCUAACGAGCAGCGGCCGUCUCGCGGCCUGGAGAACGGCCAUUGCAGCGGCGCGCCCCAGUCAAGCCAGAGCUUCGCAGCCCUCCGCACCUCCAGCUUCUGGCCCGAACAACCCCCAGAGCCGGUGCGAGCACAGCUGCCCACAGCGAGCCCGCCCCGGACCUUCACCACAGCCCUGAGGGCAGCCUCAGCCCACCCCGAGGCGCCUCCCACGCCGCAGUUUACCGCCUCGAGCCGACACCCCCACGCCCAGUGCGGCUCAAGCCCCGCCCUCUGGAGACACGACAGCUCGCGCGCUUUCAGGAGAGCAUGUGGCAAUCAUCGCUCCACGUGGGGAGAAGAGCGCCCUCGGCUAAUCAGUGGUCUCCGUUCACCUCUAGACCGCCCAGCGUGAAUGCAUAUCCAUCCACGUUGGUCAGGCUGGUGUUCAGAUUGGCAAUGCGUGUUGGGAAUUGUAUUGUCUUGAACAUGGGAUCCAGCCUGAUGGUCAAAUGCCUAGCGAUAAAACUAUUGGAGGUGGAGAUGAUUCAUUUAAUACCUUCUUCAGUGAGACGGGAGCUGGUAAACAUGUUCCCAGAGCAGUGUUUGUGGACCUAGAGCCAACCGUAGUUGAUGAAGUACGUACUGGCACAUACAGGCAGUUAUUCCAUCCUGAGCAGCUCAUUACUGGGAAAGAAGAUGCAGCCAAUAAUUAUGCCAGAGGCCAUUAUACCAUUGGAAAAGAGAUUGUUGAUCUAGUGCUAGACCGCAUUCGCAAACUGGCUGAUCUGUGCACAGGGCUGCAAGGUUUCCUUAUCUUUCAUAGUUUUGGAGGAGGCACUGGUUCAGGGUUUGCAUCUCUGCUCAUGGAAAGGCUCUCUGUCGACUACGGCAAAAAAUCUAAACUAGAGUUUGCGAUUUAUCCAGCACCACAAGUUUCCACUGCUGUAGUGGAACCUUACAACUCAAUUCUAACUACCCACACAACAUUAGAGCAUUCAGACUGUGCCUUCAUGGUCGAUAAUGAAGCCAUUUAUGAUAUAUGUCGUCGUAACCUUGACAUUGAACGUCCUACUUAUACCAAUUUAAACCGAUUAAUUGGGCAAAUUGUUUCAUCCAUCACAGCCUCACUGCGUUUUGAUGGAGCCCUCAACGUAGAUCUGACAGAAUUUCAAACUAACCUUGUUCCAUACCCACGAAUCCAUUUCCCCCUGGUAACAUACGCCCCUGUCAUCUCUGCUGAAAAAGCGUAUCAUGAGCAGUUGUCUGUGGCUGAAAUUACCAAUGCUUGUUUUGAACCAGCCAACCAGAUGGUAAAAUGCGACCCUCGCCAUGGCAAAUACAUGGCCUGCUGUAUGUUAUAUAGAGGUGAUGUUGUUCCCAAAGACGUCAAUGCAGCGAUUGCUACUAUCAAGACUAAACGUACCAUUCAAUUUGUGGAUUGGUGCCCAACUGGAUUCAAGGUGGGCAUUAACUACCAGCCUCCAACUGUGGUGCCAGGUGGUGACCUUGCCAAGGUCCAGCGGGCUGUGUGUAUGCUAAGUAAUACAACGGCUAUUGCUGAAGCAUGGGCUCGCCUCGACCACAAAUUUGAUCUCAUGUAUGCUAAGCGUGCCUUUGUACAUUGGUAUGUUGGUGAAGGAAUGGAGGAAGGAGAAUUUUCUGAAGCCCGGGAAGAUCUGGCUGCCCUUGAGAAAGAUUAUGAAGAAGUUGGUGUAGACUCAGUAGAAGCAGAGGCUGAAGAAGGAGACGAAUAUUUAGAAAACUGAAGUCUGGAAAAAUUUAUUGGGGGAAAAAAAAAAAAAGAAUUGCAGAACCCUGUUCACUUGUUUGAUUGUUUUCAAAUAAAGUUUUAAAGGUUCUACCUUCUA